Molecule: messenger RNA, 1921 nt
Organism: Manihot esculenta (cassava)
Lineage: Eukaryota; Viridiplantae; Streptophyta; Magnoliopsida; Malpighiales; Euphorbiaceae
Exons: 1
Coding region: 679-1113 (144 amino acids)
Source: RefSeq, a predicted model, not a curated record
AUCGCAUUAUUAUAAUCCCUAUUAUUUGAGGGAGCAAUGGAGCGAGAAUAACGUUUUUUGGAGCGCUAACAGUGCUUCCAUGCCAUACCAAUAAGCAGACAAAAUCACAAAGCAAAGCGCCAAAUCCAACUGCCAUAGCUCAGCACACAUCUCAAUAAACCCGCCAUUUUGUUCUCACGGCUCCCUCGGUGAUUGCUUCCGAUUCCAGAUCAGUCUUUCUCUGCACCUGCAUUGAAAUUCUCAAUCUCACAUCAAAUCUCAACACAAGAAUUCCACUAUAAAUCCAUUCAAUUUUAUGGCCUUUGCAGGACGAUAAUCAGUCUUUCAACUGUUCAUUAAAGGGUUCGUUUUUCUUAUUCUUUGAUCAUUCUCUUCUGGGUUUUCUCUGUUUGUUUCCAUUUUUUGACUCCUGUUUAUGAGAUAAAGUUUUUAUCCGGUUUAUUUUCGAGGAAAUUUCAUCUGGGUUUAGUGUUUCUAGGUGUGCUGUUGGUGGAAUGAUCUGUUUAAUUAUCAAUAUCUAGUCAUUGACCAAUCUUGAUUAUCAAUUACUUGAGUUUUUAAGGUUUAAUUCAUCAUGGGUUCUUUGGGUUUAUGCUGUUUUGGUGUUCUUAUGAUGAAUCUCUCCAUAUAUAAGCAAGAUAGAAACAGCUGAACGAGGUUUGCCUAUAGUUUGUACUGAUGGCUUCCUCUAUGUUUACUAUGAUCUGCAUUCUGCAUUCUACAGUUGCAAUAUUCUGUGGGUCAUCAAUAAUGUUCUAUCUUAAGGAAAUCUCUGUUCUUGGUCAUGGCAUUGAGACAGCUCAAAAGCUUUUAGGUUCAACUCCGCAUGACCAAUUACUGAUCCAAAUAUCCAAUUCCUUUGCCGGUUUGCUUCUGUUUGUAAUUGGGUUUUUAGUCUUCAUGGUAGCAUUUGUGAAGGAUAAAGAGUUUCAAAGCUUUUUUGCUAAAGGGUGUGUGCUUCUCCAUGUAUCAAUGGCUCUUUGGAGGUUUUACUUUGAGAGGAGGCUUGAGGAUUUGGCUUGCCAUUGGCCAAAGCAGGUGAUUGGAGAUCUUCUGCUGUCACUUUCUUGGGUUUUCUUUCUGGUGUAUACUUGGAGAGAAAAGUAUGAUUAGUCUUAAAGAAGAGGUGAAACUAAAUCAUCUGGAGCAACUUUGGAUUUUGUGCAAUUUCAGAGCUGUCAUUGAUUAACGUAAAUGUGGAUCACAGUUUUUAAGUUCAAUCGGAAUUGAAUUGAUGGACAUUAUUCUCAGUUGCUUUCAAGGAAUAUUUCUAUGUGGGAAAUUUAGCUGAUUGCCACCGGAGAUUUUUCCAUCCAAAUCUGCUGUUGAUUACUGCUACGGAUCAUUUAUGGUAAGAAAUUAUGGGGAUUUCUUGUUAAAGAGUUUUGUUUCAAAAUCCCUUUUAAGAGAUUGAGAAUCUUAAUUGUAAUUUACAAUAAUUUGAAAUUUUGGAAACAGAGCUUGAGCUCAUGUGAGCCUUAGAAUUUGGCUUGCAUAGUUGAAAUGCAUUAAAAAUAAUGUAUGAAUGUGGAAUAAUGGAUUAGCCUGGCUAUUUUCAUUAUCAUUUAUACAAUUUCAUGUAAAAUGUUGUAUAAAGAGAGACCAUUUAGGAUGUGCAGGUACAGAAAAAUUGCCUUUCUGCUAAACUUAGCAUGAAAUGAUGAAAAUAGUACAACAUCUAAUGCCUGUUAUCUAUAACAAAAUUGAAGUUGCAUGUUGCAGUUUGCUGUUCUUGGGUAUUAAUUGUUAAAAGUAUCAUGAAAGUCUUCAACUGCUAAAUAUGCAUUCAAAGGUUUAGCUCAUUAGCUGACUGGAACUUCUGAACUACUGGCAUUAAGUGAUGAAGUGUCCCAAUUGAAUUCCAUUGGUAAUUUGUUGGUGCUAUUAUUACUUCUGGGAAGAAGAAGAAGAAGAAGAAGAA